Anisakis simplex (herring worm) is the source of this 231-nucleotide messenger RNA. Lineage: Eukaryota; Metazoa; Nematoda; Chromadorea; Rhabditida; Anisakidae. The record is from the annotation of a GenBank genome assembly.
AUGCUUACAAUUGUCUGGAAAUAUGAGAUGGUGGUGUUGGCUCUGGCCGAAUGUUCGGAACGGAUCACGUUAGCCAGCAGCAGAAUCCGUUCAGAAUGGCGGCGCGGCUAUCUUUGGAGAUCUCCUCUUCGAUCUGAUUCUGGUGGCGUUCUAGUCCCGAGCGCCAAGUUUUUGGAGAGGUGGGGGAAGAAAUGGGGCUUAACGUCAAAUCUCACGUCAAAUAAUUCAUGA